UUAUCAGUUAGCGGACGUGUCCGAACGUGUUUGAAAGAUAUUUAGUAAAAAAAUAAAGUAAAAUUUAUUAUAAAGGAAAAAAGAAAUUUAAGUUAUUCUCAAGUGAAACAUAAUUUGUGUAAAAUCACUGCAAAAAAUUUGAUUAUAAAAAAUUAAUAUUGUUUUAAAAAUUGAAAAGGAAUUUAUUAAAAAAAAGAGAAAAUAUUAAUUAUAAAACAAAAUUUAUUUUGUGAAUGGAUAUUUCUAGAAAUUUGUUAAAAAAUUUUCAAAUUUUGUGGGCGUGCAAUAUUUUUUUUAGAAAAGUUUUAAAGCGCUUUUAGAGAAAGAAAUUUUAAGUGCGCGACACGGAUCUCGGGCAAAUUUUUUUAUUAAGUGAAAUUUAUUUAAUUUUACUUACAAGGAGUAAACAACCAAAAAAAAAUCUUAAAACAAAAGCUCAUCAAAGGCUUUUUUUUUAAAAAGGUCAUUUAGGCUUUACAAUUUCAAUUAAAUUAAGCGGCGAAUCUUAUUCCCGUUCAGAAUGGCUUGCAAAGUUGAAUUCGAAUCUAACGCCACAACACGGCCACGAAACUUAUACGACAACUCACAAGUACGGCCCGACAAUAAAUCAAUUGAUCAAACACGGCCAACAAACCAAAAUAACAAGAUUGAUAAAUCAGGAACAAGAGGAUAUACAGAAAAUUGUAAACAAUCUAUUGGAGACGACGUCGACAACGGUGAAUUACCCUCAGAAAACAACGAACAAAUUGAUACAAAAUCAACAACAGAAAUUUUCUUCAAUCAAGGAAAACAACAACAACAAGAAUUUAAUAAGUAUACAAAAGAAACAAAUAUUACAGAAGGGGAAAGUGUCCCAGACAAUAAAACAAAUACAACAACAAGUUCCCUUUUUACUAAGGCCGUCUCAAAACAGGCCAAUAACGAAACACCGACCUAUACAAGACAACGGGUUCAUAAAAAAUUCAAACGAGUUGAAAGAAUUGAACAAAACAGAAGAUUUGAAAUCGAAUUACUAUUCAAAUUGCAAUCAAAUAUUGUCAACAAUAUCAUCGCAAAGGCAAUCAAUACAACAAAAUCAGAAGGAAAAUCAAAUUUUGAUUUCGCCAAAUUUAACAUUAUUGAAUCCGGUGAAACAAACAACAAUAACAAAUACAACAUCAGCAAUCAAACCAACAUCUGGAAUCUUAUUUCUGGAAACCAGAAGACCGAUGGCAUAUUCUACAGUUGAAGAGCUGAAGUGCAAUGUUAAAGUCUUAAAUAAUAAGAACCAAUCACAAACGGAUUUACCAAAUGAUUUUAUAACAUCCAGAUAUUUGAACGUUGAAACAAGCCAGACAAUUCCAAGACAAGUAUCUUCUUCGGCAGAUGCAACAUAUUUAAUUAAAUCACCAACAGCGACGACAACAACUAAUAUACCAAUAUCAACUGUUACAACAAUUAAAGAAAAUAUAGAAUUUAAUUCAAAAGGAACUUUAAAUAAUAUAACAAGUAAUUUACAACAAAUAGAUCCUCCAAGUGAUUUGGAUUUAUUACAGUUAUUUAAUAAUAAGAAUAAUAAUUUGGAUAAUCUAACAAAUAUAUUUGAUUUGGAGGAAAAUUCGGAGCAAACAAAAAAUAUAAAAAUGAUUGAAAAAGACCAAGAUAAUUUUGAUAAUAUUAUGAAUGUUGAAAGAGAAAUAAUGAAUAUUGAUCCGAAAAAUGCUAUACCACUUGAUACUCAACUUUCGUCUGAAUUUCUAAAUAUUUUCGAUGAUGUAGAUAUGAUGGAAUUUGAUUCAACAAUUUUAAAUAAUGACAUUUCUACUAUAAACGACAGUGAUGGCUAUUUAAAAAAAAUGCAAUACGAAACACUUCCAAUUUCAACAGCAUCUGUUUUAGUUAAAGAUGAAGAAUUGACUACAUAUGAUUGUAUUAAUCCAAACAAUGUUCACGCAUUUCCCUGUGAAAUUGAAAAUAAUAUUACAAUCACACCACCUAAUUCAAUACCAGAAGAUACAAAUUGUGAAAUAAAAAAUGAAAAUUAUGACGAUUUAAAUAAUUUUAAUUUAAUUGACUUCAUCAAUACAAAUACUUUAAAUAACAAUAACGGUGAUGGUAACUUUAUAGCAAAUAAUAAUAUUAUGGAUAGCCUCAAUAGUUGUAAUAACACUUACAGAAAAAAGAAAACAAAAGCUUUAAUACUAAAAACAGAUCUAAGACACAACAAUAAUGCAAAUCUAAUUGAAACACCAGAUGUUAUUAAAAUUGUUGAAUCAUUUGAAACACAAAAAGAAAAGGAAAACAUGUUCCCGGUAGACGUAUUCAGCACUAAAAUUUUAAGUGACGAUUCCUGUAACGAUAGUUUUGAUGAUGGUAGCAGAAUAGAAUCACCUGAACUAGAUGUUGGUGUACAAGAAUUUGAUAGAACUGUAUUGACUUAUCAAAUGUCACCAAGUGAUUCUGCAAUUUCAAAUUGCACUUCAAGAAACAAUAAUAUUCCAUCACCAGCUCUAUAUGAAAAUCCAUUAAGUGUUGGUGGUUCAUCAAUUACAUACUCAGAUGAUGCUAAUUUAUCAAUAACAACAUCAAACUUUAGUAGUCCACCACCAACACCAGCGUCACAAACAUCUCAAACCUACAGUGAAUAUAGUUCAACUCAAAAUUCUGAAUGUACUCAAAUUCAAUCAAAAUCUAAAAAGAAACGUGGUCGUCCAGCACUUGAUCACAGUUCACCGCCUACAAUAGAACAAUUAAGAAAUUCUGAUCCAAAUAAACGAAAAUAUUUAGAACAAAGAUAUAAAAAUAAUGAAGCCAGCCGAAUAUCAAGACGUAACAGAAAGCGUAAGGAAGAAGAGGAAAAAGAGGAAGAAUUACGUGAAAUAAGGAGAAAUGCUAUUUUAAAGGCUAAACAUGCCAAAUUAACUCAAAAACAUGAAUAUUUAAAGGAUAAAUUACGCAUGAUUGUUGCAGAAAGUUGAAAGGUGGAAGUUGAAUAUUUAUAGCUUAAUUUUAAUAUAAAAAAAAUAAAUAUGUAUAAGUAUAUACUUUUAUUAACUUUGUAUUUGUUUAGAUAAUGAUUUUUUUUUGUCAUAAAAAAUGGUUGAUUUAAUAAGCAAUAAUCAAAUUGAAAAAUUGAUUUUAAAAAAAAUUAUACAUAAAAAUUUCAAUAAUACUUAAAAAAAAAAUAUUUUAUUUUGGAAUUUUUGUAAAUGUUAUGCUAUCCAAUUAAAUAUAGUGUUAUUUUAAAUUUAAAAGAUAAAUUUAAAAAAAAAAUAAAUCCUAAAAAUAAUACAGUAGUAAUAGCAAUUUAUAGCA
Condylostylus longicornis is the source of this 3294-nucleotide messenger RNA. It is a transcript of the gene Xrp1, whose product is annotated as putative mediator of RNA polymerase II transcription subunit 26. The transcript is spliced from 5 exons. Lineage: Eukaryota; Metazoa; Arthropoda; Insecta; Diptera; Dolichopodidae. The record is from RefSeq and is a predicted model, not a curated record. Bases 1209 to 2957 code for a protein of 582 amino acids.